UGAUCCUAGGAAAACCUGAACAGGUAGCAACCCUAACCAGAACACAGUGAAGAGAUGUGUCACUGCAGAGCAAUGAGGUGCCGUGGUCUCAUGCGAGGCCACAGUGACAUGGCACAGCAUUGAGAGAUGUCACUGACUUCAGAUAUCAUUGUCUCUUAGACAUAUCCAUCACUGUGAUGUUGAUUAUUUAUAAUUAUUACAUUGAUUAUUGAGCAUCAAUAUUAUGUUCAUCGUUGCAUCAACACAUCUGUCCUGAUCAAUGGUUAAAAUAGAUCAAAUCAGGAAGAGGUUCUUUCAUCAAGGAGGAAGGGGGAGAUACGGAGGGAGUGCUGUGUACAAAAAUCAGGGGGAGGAAGAGAUUCUCCUCUCUAGUUUUAGGAAAGGAGGGGGAGUUGUGCUGUCCUCCACUACUUCUUUCUUUAAACCCUAGUCCUGACCUUGCCCUCAGAGCCACAUUAAUGCUGCCUUGUCCCAUAGGAGAACUGGACAAGAACUGUCUCAUUGAUUACAGAGGCCUGGCAUAACUCUACAACUGUUGGACUGUGUCAGUUGGCAGCUGCUUAACAAUAAAGUGACCUUAGAGAGAUGACAACUUUUAUAGAGGAGAAAGAACUCCAGGAGAGACUGAGAGAAGCAGCUGCUUUGGGAGACAUUGGGGAGGUCCAAAGACUGGUGGAAUUCGGAGUGAAUGUCAACUCUCAAAAUGAAAUCAACGGCUGUUCAACGUGUUGCCACCUUCUAUUACGUAUAUUGAUGGAAUUAGGAAAGCUGGCUGAACAAACACAGCACAGUAAAAUAACAUUCAGAAGGACUUGUUUGCACUGGGCAUGCAAACGGAACCAUGCUCAAGUGGUGUCUUAUCUGAUAGAGUCUGGUGCUGAUAAGGAGAUUCUCACAAGUAAAGGAGAAAUGCCAGCCCAGUUAACCUCAAAGAGAGAGAUUAGGAAAACAUUGGGAGUGGAAGACGAACUUGCAGAUUUGAAGCAAGACUCAGACUUGCCAAUUGUCCCGAAUUAUUUGGCUAAUCCACCUUUCCCUUAUGUUUAUAACACAAUGAGUAACAGCAUUCCAGACCCUUCCACUGGCUCGCUGAAUGGAAACUUCCCCAUAUCCUUAGAAUUGCAAGCUGUAGAUUAUCCCACUUCAUUACCUCGAGUCAAAGCAUGCACUUCUGCAACAUCACAACAUGCAAAUGCUGCUUCUGCAGUGGCUGAUAAUGAAGAUAUGUCGACAUCCCCUGGAGCCUGUACCAUGCCAGAAUGCCCAAAGCCUGUAGUCCAGAAUGGUCCCUUUCACCAGGCAUCUGUGCCUGAGAGCAGAAGUUUCCCUUCUCCAGCUGCAUCUAAACAGCCUGUAUCUCAGCAACAGAAUGGCUCAUGUAUGGGGCCUAUGCCAACAUUUCAGCCAUUUUUCUUCCCUGGAGCUUUCCCAUUUAAUAUGCAAGAACUGGUGCUUAAGGUGAGAAUUCAGAACCUUACUCUUAGAGAGAAUGACUUCAUUGAAAUUGAACUGGACAGACAAGAACUAACAUAUAAGGAACUGCUCAGAGUGAGUUGCAGUGAACUGGGUAUUAAUCCAGAACAUGUAGAGAAGAUUCGAAAAUUACCAAAUACAGUAUUAAGAAAGGACAAAGAUGUUGCAAGACUUCAGGAUUUCCAAGAACUGGAGCUGGUCCUAAUAAUCAACGACAAUAACUUUCUGUUUAGAAAUGCUGCAUCUACAUUGACUGAAAGGCCUUGUUACAACAAGAAAGCAUCAAAGCUGACUUAUUAACUAUUUAAAGCAGCAUCAAACAAAAUAUUUGUAUCUUGUGCUUUAAGCAAUGGAUUCAAUGUUCAAGCAUUGAACUUAUAAGGGCUAAUAUCCUGAAAAAAUCUAUUUUAUUACUUUUGAGAUAAAGUAAUUGACAUGUUCUGCACAGUUACAGCCUACAGCUCAUGUCAGACUAACUUGCUCUGAUAUGAAACUGUGCUUACGAAAAGAAAGCAAUGGUAGAAUUCUCAGUCUAUUCAUGUAGCUAGCAUUCUGUUCCUUACCCAAAAUAAUCCCUGACUUCAAUCACUGUAGAGUUAGAAGCUCUCAAGGAAAGGCUUAAAUUGUUCUAAUAAUUGUUAGCUAUGAAAUAGCAGAAGCACUUAUGCUAAAGGACAGAACAUGAAUCCCAUUUAGUGUUUGUACCAAAUUACUUAAUGUGCACAGACAUCCCACUGUCAUUAAUAGGAGAUACAUGCGUGACGUGACAAGCAAACACACCCCUUGUUUAGGAGGAAAAUGGAAGGAUUUAAGUCUGUGGAAGAAGCACAAAACUCCAUUUGUCUCAUUUCAGUAUUAAAAAGUUACUAAUUAGAUGUGGUUUCUUAAACUGCAUUUAUAAAUAUUUCUCAGGUUGAAGAUAAAAUAUUACAGUUGUUACCCAAAUUGUAAAUAUACCAUUGACCAAAAUAGCUAGGGUUUUUUAAAUCUCAUGGUUGCUUGUCAACAUACGGUAUUGAAAUGUUUGAUAACAAAAGGUCCACUCCCUCUCUCUUUUGUUGCUUUAUGAUCAAGAAGUUUCUCUAAUGCUUCUUUAAAAUGGCAGUUAUUUUUCACUCCAUAGACAAGUCAAUGUCAUUUCCAUAUGAGAAAGGAGCACAAAUAUUGCAGUUCCAUUUUCCUCCAACUCAUCCUUUCAUGAACAAGAUCAAUCCUUGAAACCGUAAAUUUAUUAUGUAAAAAGGAAACUAAUCAAAUGCUUAGCAUUUUAAAAACUGGGAUGACAUUUGAAUCUUGGGCUUUCUAGGCAUUUUUUUUCCUUUUUCAAAGACAACUAUUUAUGUUUCUGAUUGCAUGGUCACCUUUUCACAUUCCUGCUAACUUAAAUUCAGUAUUAUGCUCCUCUGAAAUCCUGGAAUAAAUACAUUGGAAAACAUUAAAGUUGAGUAAUCUGUUAAGGAUUUUUUUAUCCAGUUUAUUCACUCUUUUUUUAAUUUACAAAACCAUCCUCUUUAGAAGAAAGGAUCUAAUCUGUUUACCUAGCUAUAGAAGUAUGUACUGUACUGAGAAUUAGAUGGAUUAAAGCUCUAGAUAACAGGGAGAACAUAGUUGAUUGCUGAUUUGAACUCCCCACUAUUAAGAUUUUUUCUUAGUGCCUUUCUUUUCCAAAGAACCUAACUUCCUAACUCUUAGUUAAUUGGAUUUAAGCAGUACACAUUAGCUUAGGGUUUAUAAAAUGGAUAAUAUCAGUAGAACAGACUGUAACAAGAUAAGUCUCUUCUCAUGGCAUAAAUGUUAAAGUAGAGAUGCAAUGCAGCCUGAUCCAGUGACAAUCUAUUUCUUUUAUACCAGCUUACUGAUGUUGAUCUAACCACUGUGAUGGAAGUUUAUAUAGUAGAACAAUUGCUCACCAUACAAUUACUGACCUGCAUUCUUACUCACUGACAGAAGAGACUAUUUUAGGCUUUUGCCAUUCAGAAGCCAUUUUUUCUGUAAAAGUACUGUAGUUUUUAUGAAUAAACUGGUAUGCUGUACCAGUGAAAAGAUCAGCCAUUGGAUUGACUGAAUUCAUUUGCUAUACUGAUGAUUAUAUUACGCAGUUGCUGGUAGCUAUCUAUGCAUUCAAAGGAAUAUUUUUAUACUUUAUAUCUUAUGCAGUUUAUAACUGAGCAUAUUAGCUUUGCUAACUGAAUUAAUUGGAUAACUGUAUCAUGUGAACAUUUUUGUGUAUGACCAUCAAGGAUUCAUUACCUUUGUGCAUUGCUACAUGAAAACGUUUAAGUAUUAUUUAAGUAUUAAAUGAAUUGCUUGGCUCUAGAUUCUUGUUUCUAUUUAAGUUGUAUUCUUUUUAUAAUUAAUAAAUUAUUAUUUUUAUGUUCUCAAA
Molecule: messenger RNA, 3856 nt
Organism: Chelonia mydas (Green sea turtle)
Lineage: Eukaryota; Metazoa; Chordata; Testudines; Cheloniidae
Product: ankyrin repeat domain-containing protein 40
Exons: 7
Coding region: 586-1773 (395 amino acids)
Molecular function (GO): protein binding
Source: RefSeq, a predicted model, not a curated record